GUGGAAGCGUGCGCAAAAUGGCGGCGUCGGCGUCGCGACGGUAGGCGUCACGGUGGCCGUUAUCGAACAGCUGUUUCCAAAAUGGUUUAGUCGUGCGGCGAUGAGUGUGUGCGAAAAUGAGGAGACAACAACAACAGAGUCAAUCGCAAUUGCAAAUCGAACAUAGCGAUGAUGACUGCACUUCUUCGCAAUCCCAGAUUUUGGAGCGCGUGCAAUCGGACCGAGUGACGGUAACCAAGCCGGAAGAGGAUCGUCGAAGACGUACCAUCAUCGUUGAGAAGAAGAAUGGUUCGUACGGUUUCACUCUUCAAAGCUACGGAAUCCACUACAAGAAGGAGCAAGAAAUCGAAAUGAUCACUUAUGUGGACUAUGUGGACUACGAUGGGCCCGCUUACAGGGCCGGUAUGAGGGAGGGCGAUGUCAUUUUAUCCAUCAAUGGCACUGAUAUGGAGAAGGCGGAUCACAAGACUUUGGUUAAUUUUAUCAAAAAUUGUGACACCAGGAUGAGGAUGGUGGUGCUGUUUGAGGACUGUGUUCGGAAGGUGGAGUUGCAUAUGCGUUAUAUCCAACUUCAACGCGUCCUCCAGAGCAAAAUGUCGGAAUUGGAGAAGUUGUGUAUUCGCGAAAGACAGCUUUUGGAGGGUAAAUGGAAGACGCAUAGUCUGCCAGCACGGAAGAAGGCUUCGCAAAGUGGGAAUAAUGGGGAUCCCCCGACUCCCACUCAAGCCGCGUACUCGUAUUGUAGACCGACUGUGUCGACGGAAGAUGUGGCAAAAGUCCAACAAAAACAGCAAAAUCCUCCUUUGAUAUUCGCUUAUCAGUACUUAGACCCCCAUUAUCGGUAUAUGCUCCAGCCUUCGGCCUCCAGUAGUGGCGAAUAUUUGCUAACUCUCGAACCCUCGCGCUACCGCGGAGACCAACACCAUUUUAUCGUCAAAACACCAUGUGAUGUGCCCCAGAAGCAAAAUCGGGGGAACCAAACCCACGGGAAUGGGGGGGAAAAACCGAAAAAGGUCCAGACUGGACACUUGUGCAACCCUUGUAUGCAGUCUGGGAAUAACGCCGAUAACACCAGUCUGGAAGCUUACGAUUUGGCAAGUCCUUGCUGUGAUCCUCACUGUGUGCCAUCAAGUCGUCGCCGUUCGCGCAAAGACCACAGAAAGAGAGAUUCAAAGACUGAGGAAACCCAAACUGACCCUCAACAACAACGAUCUCGACCACAUUCCACCACACAACAGAAUUUCUCCGUUCCGAGGAGAUACUUCCAUUUCGGGACUGGUCUAGUCAGCCAAUGCAGUCUUCACUCGUGCACCUCCAGCGAAUUGAGCGCUGUGGCCCCCACCACCAUGGGGGAGAGCUCCACCAGCUACACCACCUCCUUGAGCACUGACACGCUCUACUGGGACGAAAUGAGCGCCUCGAGGCAGAUGAGCGUUAAAUCAGCCUCCAAACAUGACCAUCAACAAAGAUACACCCAGACGCAUUCUCAUGACCCAGUUUACGUCCAGUACACCACCGUGAAGCCCAAAUCGUGGGACAACCUCACCACUAAGGCCUUUGGGGGCUACGGUUUUGGUUACGGCUACUUGGACACCAAGUGUCCCAAAAGCCGCUCUCAGAAAAAUCAAAGUACUCAGUACGUCCGUGUGGACAAACACAACCAACCACAAUACACCCCUCACACCCAUCGAAGGUACUUCCAACCCAACAAAUCCACCGAGAGUCUUCUUUCCGUACCCAAGUACUCCAACGAGGCCCUUUCGGACUCCAAUGAGUGUCUUGAGGGUUCUUCGCCCGGUCAUGACACUUCCGAGACGCGAUUUUUUCAAAGUCCGAGACAGAGUAUCAGCGUGAGUCCCACCGACCCUAAUUUUGGGUACUACAGCGCGAGGAGGCCCUCCAAAAAUGUUGUAUCGACUAGUUCGGAGGCCACGAGGUUGUAAUCCAAUUUUGAUAUUCUUAUUGUAAUAUUCUCGGCACUUGCUUCAAUCAAAACUUUUUUUUAUGAAUUCUGAAUUAAUGUGAUAUUAGUUACUUAAACAUACCAAAGUAAUGUGUGCGAAAUAUGUGUUUUUUAUAUCAACUAUUUUGUUUUUAUUAUUUCAUUGUAUUUUUUUAAGUUUUAUUAAUUCACAUGAACGAAGUUGACAAUAAAUUUUGUUAAUUGUAGCAGAUUUUUUUAAGUAAGUUUUUUAUACAGUUUAUUCACAUCAUUUGUAGAUGUUUUGACAUCAAAAAAUUGCUUCUUCAGGACGAUUGUCAAUUUUAUAAUAAUAAAUUGUUGUUUUAUA
Molecule: messenger RNA, 2291 nt
Organism: Tribolium madens (black flour beetle)
Lineage: Eukaryota; Metazoa; Arthropoda; Insecta; Coleoptera; Tenebrionidae
Gene: ssp6
Exons: 4
Coding region: 117-1943 (608 amino acids)
Molecular function (GO): protein binding
Source: RefSeq, a predicted model, not a curated record